Adineta steineri is the source of this 1581-nucleotide messenger RNA. The record is from the annotation of a GenBank genome assembly. NCBI's taxonomy places the organism in Eukaryota, Metazoa, Rotifera, Eurotatoria, Adinetida, Adinetidae.
AUGUCAAUUUUAUAUCGUGCUGUAGCAUUGACACUUUUUCUUCUUGUUUAUAUUAUUGGUCUUGUUGGCAAUGGUCUUUUAAUAUUUAUUGUAUUUCGACAAAAAAAUUUACGUACAGUACCAAAUUUACUUGUUGUUAGUUUAGCACUUGGAGAUUUUUUAUUUGUUUUGUUUUGUGUACCAUUUGGAGCUGUUGCUUAUUCAUUAGAAUAUUAUCCAUUUUCAACAUUUUAUUGUCGUUUUGAAAAUUUUAUUAUUAAUCUUUCACUUGGUGUUUCAAUAUUUUCUUUAUUAGCAUUAAGUGCUGAUCGUUAUAAAAUUAUUGUUAAACCAUUUUCAAGUCAUGCUAAUGAUCCUUCGAUUAAACUUAAAACAGUUGUUAUAUCUAUUUGGCUUUUAUCAAUGAUUCUUGCAUUACCAGAAACAUUCUAUAGUGGUCUAAUUAUGGAAACUUAUAACCAACCAAAUAACAAAACAAUUCAACUGAUCUAUUGUUGGAGUCCAAAUGAAAGUGAUCUACUAGCAAAUCAUAAAUUUAUGAUUAGCCGACAAAUUAUGCGUGUUAUUAUUUAUUAUAUAAUGCCACUUAUAUUUGUUUCAGUAUUUUAUAUUCUUAUUGCAAAACAUUUAUUUCAAACAAAAAGUGUUAUUAUAACACAAAAAACAACGCAAACAUUUGCUAAUGAAGUAACAAAUAAUACUAAACGAGGACAAAUUGCAUUUAAAUUAUCAAAACGAUCAUCUCAAACUAUACAAUCAUCAAAUAGUAAUAAUCAAGAACAAGACCGACAAAAUGAAUUAAAUAAUAAUUAUAAGAAAAAAGUUCCAAAUCGAUCAUUACCACUUGACAAUGAAGAUUUAAGAAAUAUACAUAAUUCUUCUGUCGCAUUACAAAAAAAGCCUUCAUCAGCAUCAUUAACAAGUAAUAUACGACGUCAACGAAAUCAUUCAUUAGGAAGUUCAUCUAUAAAUAACAGUACUAAUAAUAAUAUGACUAUUCAUGCAUUAUAUAAAGAUGUAAAAACGAGAAAACAGUUACGAGCACGACAUAAAGUUGCUAAAACUGUACUUUUUUUAUGUAGUGUCUUUUUUAUAUGUUGGUUACCCAAACAAAUUCAUGAUUUAUAUUGGUUUAUCGGUGUUAUUGUUUAUUCAGCACGUUGGAAUCAUUUUUGGCAAUUUAAUAAAACAUUAGCACUUAUUUUUUCUUAUACUUAUUCAUGUAUCAAUCCAUUUGCACUUUAUUUUCUUUCAUCAACAUUCCGUCAUUUUUAUAAACGUUAUUUAUUCUUUUGGACAAAUACAUCAUGUUGUUCUUCGAAACGUCGUCUUGUUAAUAAUACCCAACGACGUCGUACUGGUGACAUGGGUACAGUUAGUGAUUUUCCACAUCGUUCAUCAACAAAUAAUAUAACAACAAUUUGUUAUGUUUUAAAUCGAGCAAAAAGUUCAAGUCUUUUUCAACAACAACCAAGUCCUAUACGAAUGCAUCGAUGUAUGGCUCCAGAUGCAAUAUCAACAGAAAGUGGAACACAAAAUAAUGUAACCAUUGGUCAAUCACCAGCAACAAGCGGAAGUUAA